Molecule: messenger RNA, 945 nt
Organism: Glarea lozoyensis ATCC 20868
Lineage: Eukaryota; Fungi; Ascomycota; Leotiomycetes; Helotiales; Helotiaceae
Product: S-adenosyl-L-methionine-dependent methyltransferase
Exons: 3
Coding region: 1-945 (314 amino acids)
Biological process (GO): ubiquinone biosynthetic process
Molecular function (GO): methyltransferase activity
Source: RefSeq, a predicted model, not a curated record
AUGGCGACAAAAUCCGCGAUUCGACCUUUCCUAAAGGCCUCAAGAUUCCAAUGCCUCAACUCCCGAACCUCACGAUAUUUCUCGCAGACCUCAAUCGCGCGAUCCGAACCUCCACAACCCACGAACCAUGAAAGAACGACGCAUUUUGGAUUUGAAACUGUUGCGGAAGCGGAAAAGGAGGCUAGAGUGGCGGGAGUCUUCAGUAAUGUUGCGCAGAGUUAUGAUACCAUGAACGAUUUCAUGAGUUUAGGUAUACAUAGAUUAUGGAAAGACCACUUCGUCCGCUCCAUCAACCCGGGCACCACCACCCCCUCAACCACAACCACCCCAUCCCCAGGCUGGAAAAUGCUAGACAUAGCAGGUGGAACAGGAGAUAUCGCAUUUCGACUCCUCGAUCACGCAACAAACAUCAACAACUCGCCUUCCUCCACCAUAACAAUCUCAGACAUCAACCCCGAAAUGCUCGAAGAAGGCCGCAAACGCUCCCUCAAAACCUCCUACGCAAACUCCCCCCGUCUCUCCUUCCUCCUCGCCAACGCCGAGAUCCUUCAUACCGUCCCCUCAAAUUCCGUAGACCUCUACACCGUCGCAUUCGGGAUCCGGAAUUUUACCGACAAGCCCAAGGCGCUGAGGGAAGCAUAUCGAGUGUUGAAGCCGGGAGGUGUGUUUGCGUGUUUGGAGUUUAGCGGGGUGACGAAUCCGUUGUUUGAUGCGAUAUAUAAGAGGUGGAGUUUUGGUGCUAUUCCGUUGAUUGGACAAUUGGUUGCGGGGGAUCGCGCGAGUUAUCAGUAUUUGGUGGAGAGUAUUGAGCAGUUUCCUAAGCAAGAGGAGUUUAGGGAUAUGAUUCAGGAGGCCGGGUUUGUGGUGCCUGGGAAGGGAUGGGAAGAUCUAACGGGAGGUAUUGCUGCUAUACAUAAGGGUGUUAAGCCAGUUCCGAAACAGUGA